Molecule: messenger RNA, 1300 nt
Organism: Daldinia loculata
Lineage: Eukaryota; Fungi; Ascomycota; Sordariomycetes; Xylariales; Hypoxylaceae
Product: carbohydrate esterase family 5 protein
Exons: 3
Coding region: 183-896 (237 amino acids)
Biological process (GO): carbohydrate catabolic process
Cellular component (GO): extracellular region
Molecular function (GO): cutinase activity
Source: RefSeq, a predicted model, not a curated record
CGAGUAAGUCUACAUUGAUAUAUUGUUGCUUGGUGAGUCUUCUGCGGCCGCUCGAGGUGUAUAUAAGAUACGAGGUUCCCACCUGAUCUUAAUUGCCUUUGUGAGAGUGUCCAAAGGCUUUGCUCUUAUAAAUAUCGAACAAGUCAGAUUGUAGUCUUAAGGCUUAACCAUAGUUUUCAACUAUGAGGCUUUCGCUUUCUCUUCUCUUUGUCACGCUGGUGACUUCCUCAGUUGCUAGUCCCUUAGUAUUAGAUUAUUCCGAAAGCACCAUUCAGAAACUUAAAGGUCGUCGGUCUGCAGCUAUAAAAGCGAGUACACAAAAGCGACAAUCAGCUGGAACUACGGCGAAUGAAUUUCUUGAGGGCGAGUGCCGGGAUGUCAUAUUCAUCUACGCCCGUGGCAGCACCCAGGAUGGUAAUAUUGGAGAGGACCCAGGUCCGCAAACUAUAGAUCAACUCAAAGCUGCAUUGGGUACAAAUGCCAUAGCAGCUCAGGGGGUCGACUACCCAGCACUGUUAAUCGACAAUCUGAGAUCAGGGGGUUGCGACCCCGAGGAUGCUGACAAUAUGCGAGCGUUGAUAACGCAAGCGGCAACUCAGUGUCCGUCGUCGAAACUAGUAGUGUCGGGUUAUAGCCAAGGGGCUGCACUUGUUCACCGAUCGAUUGAAUCUGCAUCAACUUCUGUUAAGAAUCAGAUCUACGCGGCGGUGACUUAUGGCGACACCCAGAAAGCGCAGGACGGCGGGAAAAUCCCGAAUUUCGACGCGAGCAAGACCCUAAUCCUAUGCCACGACGGUGACGAGGUUUGUAAAGGUACAUUAAUUGUAACCGACGCUCACCACGAGUACCACGAUCUUGCCCCCGAUGCAGUGGAUUUCAUUGUUAGCAAGGUUUAGCGAUGUCGACUUUAUUUUAUUUUGGUUAAAAAUUCAUUUGUAUGAUGAUCGAAGCAGACGAGCCUUCAACCUGCCUGAGUGGAUACGCCCUCCAGUGCGUACUUCUAGGUAUGAUUAGAGGAUUGGGGUGGAGAUGUAAGGAGAGUAUUGUAGUAAGCCUAGAUCCAUACGUUAGGUAAUAGAGAUUCACAAUAGAGAUUCAUACCUUUACAUGUCGGAUUCUCGUGAUGUACUUGGAUCAAUUAUGCCAACCAACCCGUUAAUCAUUAGUCGUUCUAAUUCGAUUAUAAUUAUGAACGUAUAUUAAAACUUAACGAAUAGGCUAAUACCUAACCGUAGUAUAGGUUUAAUUACUUGAAGCAUAUGCUUAAUAUUUGAGAUAGAUGUAGAUCGGCUUUUAUGAU